This is a messenger RNA of Diospyros lotus (date-plum), 2589 nucleotides long. RefSeq lists its product as uncharacterized. The coding region runs from base 238 to 1695 and encodes 485 amino acids. The transcript is spliced from 7 exons. Lineage: Eukaryota; Viridiplantae; Streptophyta; Magnoliopsida; Ericales; Ebenaceae. The record is from RefSeq and is a predicted model, not a curated record.
UAAUUUAUACAAUAAAUUAACUAUUGGGAGUUAUUUGUUAUUUUCAGUAUAUUAAGGGUGUUUUUCAUUUUUUAUGAAACUUCAAGGGGGGUUUGGUGUAAUUUACUCAAAAAGACAAGAGUCUUUUAGGACAGGUGGCAACCAACCGCCGGGGUGCCACAUGGUAUCCGAACCGAAAGUCCCGAUACUCGACACACCGGAAUGCCCUUCCGCUCUCGUUGUGGUUAGAGGUUGGUAAUGCUAGCUGCCCUGCCGAUUGCCAUGGUGAUUGUCCAGGCUUCGAAGCUGGAUCUCCCACAAGCCUCCACCUCUCUCUCCUCUCCCCAGAUCUCCUCUCUCCUCUUCGACCCCCACUCUCUCUCUCUCGCCCUCCUCCACUCCGAUUCCUCCAUCUCUCUCUACCCUUCUCUCUCCCCUCUCUCCAUCUCCUGUCUCCCCGCCCCCCAAACCCUAGUUCCCCCUCCCUCAUCCUCCGCCACCUUCCUCCUCCUCCACAACCCCAACCCCAACCCCCGCGUCCUCUUCGUCGUCGCCUCUCCUCUCCGCGGUGGCGCCGCCGUCCUCCUCCGCUUCUGGAUCCUGGUGUCCCAGUCCUUCGCCAGGGCCAGACUGAUCUGCAAUCAGAGCGAGCUUAAGUUCGAAGAGAGCAAGUCCGGGGUCGUUUUCAGUGUUAAUCACGGCAUUUCUGUGAAGCUCGUCGGGUCGAUUAAUGUUUUGGUCAUGUACUCGGUUUCGAAUUGUAAGAUAUGGGUCUUCGCUGCGAGGAUGGUGGGCGGUGCGGAGGAUGGGGUGACCGUGAAAUUGAUGAAGUGCGCUGUGAUCGAUUGUUGCGCGCCGGUCUUCUCGAUUAGUGCUUCGCUGGGGUUCUUGAUGUUGGGGGAGGAGAAUGGGGUGAGGGUAUUCCCUUUGCGGCCGCUCCUCAAAGGCCGCGCUAAGAGGCCGCCGCGCGGAAAUGGACUAAACAAUGAGGAAGAUCGAAGGUUGAAUUUGCCAAAUGGGAUCAUUCAGACAAUCAGCGAAACUGUUGUUUCUGACUCGGUAAUUCACUUGGACUAUGGACAUGGUGAUUCUGGCCGAAAAAUAACUGGUGGUGAAGGGACUGUGGAGAUUUCUUCUAAUGGUUACUUGGACGGCAAGUUCGAUAAGCGUUCUGAUUCUGUAAAGCUGAGAUCUGUAAAGCUAAAGCAUGACUCUAAGGAGUGGGGCACAUGUUUUGUGGCAUUUAAGAAUGAGAAGGUUCAAAACUACAAAUCUAGUAAACUACAAUUGCAGUCAGUGAAGGCAAUUUCUAUCCGGGUUCUAUCCCCAAAUAAAUUUAUGAUCUUGGACUCAGCUGGAGAUUUACACCUGUUGUGCUUGUCCAAUCCCAUCCUUGCAUCAGAAUUUCCGUGCCACAUGGAGAAGUUAACCAACACCAUGAAAAUUCAGAAUCUGGCUGUUCUUUCUGAUGUUUCACUACGAACACAAACUGUUUGGAUUUCAGAUGGACACCAUACAGUGCACUCUCUGGCAAUACCUGACACUGAUACUUGCGGUAGUGAAAUAGAUAGGAAAGAAACCGAGGGAAAGCUAAUACAAACUUCAGUUACUCAAGCAAUAUUUUCCAGUGAAAAGAUUGAAGAUAUUAUUGCUUUGGCGACAAAUGCAAUCUUGAUUCUUGGACAAGGGGGAUUGUUUGCGUAUGCAAUUUCUUGAUGGUGCUUGGUGGUUAUCCCUGUUACGGUGAUUAGAGUUCUAAACUUGUGAAUGUUUGUUAUUCUAUCAAGUUAUCUUAUGUUUCUGUCUGACAAGAUUCAAAUUUCGACUGGUGUUGCUGCUAAAAAUUAUAUUUUAUCAGAAGCAACUAAGAAAUGGUUUUGCAACUUAAAUUCCUGUAGUUUUAGCCUGGCAGUCUUCUUAGACAUCGAAUGCUAACUUUGUGUUAAUUUAUUCCUGGCAAUACUUACAACCCUGCCUCCCCUCCCCCUCCCCUUCCUUCCUUGUAGGAUGUUACUGGAUAAAUUGGUUUGCUUGAUGCAAGUUGAAGGAAUUUAUGGGUCUUGUCAAGGAUUUCACUUGCUGUGCUGGUUCCUGUCUGGUUCUGAUGGUUCUUUUUGUCAUUAUGCCACACAAAUUAUGAGCUGCAAAUCCAAUGUAUCUUCUGGUGCACGUGACUUCAACAACAGUUAUUCUUGGAGGGGAAAAAUGAGAUUGCGGGACAAGUGGAUGCCUAUUAGUGGAAAGGAAAAACUUUCUACCUCUGCUUUGGCCCUCUUUGAAAAAGCAAAGGAAAAACUUGGGGCAAACAUAUACUCCUUUUGGCUGUUGGCAGUGAUUUAUCUAUUUUGUGCCCCCAUUUGUGGUGAUAGUGUAAAGUCAGGUAAGGGGAGGAUUAAUUCAGUUCCACCCAAAGGGUCACAAAGGUAUGGAGCAGUUUUUGUCUUGGCGUUCUAGGAUAUUGUUUGAUUUGGAUGAACGCAUGCUCAUAGUGCACUGCACUUUGUAACAAUUAGCUUAAGUUGUUCGUAUGACACUACUGGUUUGUCAUCUGGGCAGUGCGGAUUACAUUUUUAUCAACCAUUUAAUCUCUUCAUUAUUAUUAUUGAUAAA